Molecule: messenger RNA, 2088 nt
Organism: Penicillium nucicola
Lineage: Eukaryota; Fungi; Ascomycota; Eurotiomycetes; Eurotiales; Aspergillaceae
Product: putative salicylate hydroxylase
Exons: 4
Coding region: 1-2088 (695 amino acids)
Molecular function (GO): monooxygenase activity; FAD binding; lyase activity
Source: RefSeq, a predicted model, not a curated record
AUGACGUUCACGGAUCUGAGUGACACACAAGGCCUCCGAGUCUUGAUCGUCGGCGCUGGCAUCGGCGGUCUAACCGCGGCCAUUGCGCUGAGACAAGAAGGACAUCGAGUUGAAUUGUUUGAACGUUCGCGCUUUGCAAAUGAAGUGGGAGCUGCGAUUCAUCUGUCGCCUAAUGCAAAUGGUGUCUUGCGCCGGCUGGGGAUCCACGCGGAGGACUUUGGUGCUGUAGAGGCCGAACAGCUGCGAGAAUACACUCCAGCUGGAGAAGAAGUGCACAUUACAAACAUCAAGCAGCAUGCAGCAAUGUGGAGACACCGCUGGCUCCUCGUCCAUCGCGCACAUUUCCACGAGGGACUCAAGCAGUUUGCGCAAGCACCUGGAAAAGGAAAACCAGCUCUACUCCACACAGCCAGCAAGGUCGUCGAUGUCGACGCCCACGACGCAACAGUCACACUGGAAAACGGCGAUACCAUCAAAGGCGACGUUCUCAUCGGCGCUGAUGGCGUCCACUCCCUGACUCGGAGUAAGAUCUCCCAAGCCCAGCCCUUCAGUUCAGGCAAGAAUGCCUUCCGCUUCUUGAUGAGUCGACAAGAAGCGCUUGAUGACCCCGAGACGAGCAGUAUCGCGCAGGACUUUGGCGCUGUUGAUAUGUGGGACGCGGAAGAGCGACGAGUGGUGAUAUAUCCUUGUGCCAACAACGAGUUGUUGAACUUUGUCUGUAUCCAUCCCGACACCGAUACGACUAUUGAUACCACGGGGGACUCCUAUAACCAGCAUAUUGGAAAGGACGCCUUGUUGGAUGUUUAUAAGCAUUUCAACCCGCAGGUGCGUAAGCUGCUGGCGAAGGCUGAUCCGCAAACGCUGAAGUUGUGGCCUUUGCUGGAUAUGGAGACGCUUCCGACAUGGGUUGAGGGGCGUUUGGCUAUUAUUGGUGAUGCUGCUCAUCCUUUCUUGCCGUAUCGGGCGUCUGGUGGUGCUAUGGCCAUUGAAGAUGCUGUUUCUUUGGCUGUGAUGCUUCCUCGUGGCGUUGAGGAGGGCCAGGUGGCGGAGAGGUUGAAGGUCUAUGAGAAGGCGAGAUUUGAGCGUGCUACGACUAUUCAGGAGAUGACUCGUCAGUCGAGUAAGCCGAUUUCUCCGCAGACGGCUAUGGGCAUGGUGGCAUAUAUCUACGGGCACGAUGAAUUCGACCACUCUGCCCAGGUCCUUCGCAAACACCUCUGGUCUCAGAACCCACACAUGUACUGGCGUCAACCUAUCGUCUUUGGGCCAAUGCCUGGUCCCCGACAGGACUGGAUGGGCCGUGACAGGGUCCUCAAGUCAACCCAGUCAACGUUCACAACGGCCUCUAUCAAAUUCAAAACUAGCCGAACUCUUCUGCAGAACCUCUUCCCAUCUGAUCGGUAUAGCUUUAUUUCCCCCAGCACCGUGGCCAGAGCGAGUUUUUCGCAGACUACCCUUGGCGGGAUGGACUGGCUGGGUGGCGGUGGAUACCGCCAUAUCGGACUCUACAUUCACGGAGUGCAGUAUACCAAGGAAGAUGGGACAGUGCUGAAGGGGACCUAUAUGCCUAUUCUGUUUGAGAAUCUGGCUGAUCCGAUUGUUUCUGGGCGGGAAGAGUUGGGCAUGCCCAAGCUUUAUACUGCCAUUGAUGUACAUCAGCGGGACGAAUCUUACCGACUGCAGACUAGUUGGCAGGGGGCUGUGUGGGGACAUUUCGAGCUGGAAGGGUUGGAGGAUCAGGAUCCUUCUGUUGAUGCUGGGACCAUUGGGGGCGAGGCUGACGAUGGUAUCCUGGUUUAUCGGUAUAUGCCUAAGAUCGGCAAGGAAUACAAGGGUCAGGCUGAGGCCGAGUAUCCUGUGUUCGUGCCUCAUGCUGCCGAGUCCAAGGUUGUACCGUCCAAGGUGACGCGGUUGCAGCGGACUAAAAAGGCCAAGGUCGAGAUUCAAGGACUUGACUGGGAUGCUUUGCCAACACUUCACCAUGUUGUCUCGCGGCUGGGUGAGAUUCCCAUUGAUGAGAUCAUCGAUGCCAAGGUCGUAAGUGGAGUUGGGGUUCCUGAUGUAUCCUCGGCUAUGCGCAUUGAAUAG